Messenger RNA from Lodderomyces pseudojiufengensis, 1476 nucleotides. It is a transcript of the gene CDC37, whose product is annotated as Cdc37p. Lineage: Eukaryota; Fungi; Ascomycota; Pichiomycetes; Serinales; Debaryomycetaceae. The record is from RefSeq and is a predicted model, not a curated record. Gene Ontology annotation, biological process: protein stabilization; protein folding. Gene Ontology annotation, molecular function: protein kinase binding; heat shock protein binding; protein-folding chaperone binding. Gene Ontology annotation, cellular component: cytoplasm. The coding region runs from base 1 to 1476 and encodes 491 amino acids. The transcript has a single exon.
AUGCCAAUUGAUUAUUCAAAAUGGGACAAAAUUGAGAUCUCCGAUGAUUCAGAUGUUGAGGUACAUCCAAAUGUUGAUAAAAAGUCAUUCAUUAAAUGGAAACAAAGAGAUAUUCAUGAAAAAAGAAUGCAAAGAAAUGUUGAGAUAAAGUCAAUUCUAAUACAAUUGACUAUGUAUUCCAAUUUAAAUGAGCGGGUUGAUUAUUUAUUAUCAAUAUUGAAACCAUCAGAAUUAUUAGAUGCAUCAUUGGUUAAAAGAACUCUAGAUACCAAAUUUGAUCCUAAACAAAAUUUCAAUUAUGAAGAGUUAAUUAAGGACAAAGGUGAUACAUUGAGAAAAGGGUUGAAAGACUUGACUUUCAGCAAAGAAGAAGUUGAUAAUCUUCCACCAUACAAUGAAAUGAUUGAAGAUUUAUUUGUACAAAUAAAAGAGGAUCACGAGGAUGCUAAAUCAGAUGGAAACAAAUUGAUAGAGUAUUUGAAAGAACAUAGAAAUAAAAUCGAUGACGUUUUGAGUAAACAAACCAUCAAGUUGGAUGAUUUGUUGAACCAAAAAGCUCAAUUGAUCGUGAGUGAUGAUUUACAUACUGGUUUUGAUAGGUCAUUCUUGAAUAAAGAUAAAGAAGAAGAUGACGAAGAAGAAAAGCUGCAAACAACCCCAUCAUCAUCUCAAAAAGAAACUAUUACCACCACUGAAACCCUUAAUUCUCCAUCAUCAGCUAAUGUUGAAUCUCAAAAACCUAAAACGGAUAAAGAUCUACUAGAUGAAUUAGAAAUUUUACCAGAAACCGAAAAAUUUGGCAGUAUAGCAGCUGAAAACUUAUCCGAGUCAGCUGAUUACCUCAUUAAACAUACCAAAAUUUGUACCGAAUCGCAAAAAGACGCUUUAUUAAUGACUGCUUUUGAUGCACAAUUAAGUAAUGACAGUUCAAAAGCUAAAAACAUAAUACAUCAAUCACUAAUAAUUCAAUAUGUCACCCAAUUGAAAGGCAAUAAGAAUACAAAAGAUGAUACGAUAAGAGCUAUUAAAUUACUAUUUGGCAAAUUUCAAGAUAAAGAUCCGAAAGUAGAGCAAUUAUUCAAAGAAGAAUACACUAAUCUUGUCAAUCAUAUCACGAAACGAUGUGAAAUCAUUAAGCAAGAAGAAGCGGCAAGAGCUGAAGGUAAUGAAGGUCAAGAAGAAGAAGCAUUACUUCAACUAAGAGCAUUAGAUGAUAAUACAAAACUAUCUGUAGCUAUUCCGUCAGAAGGUACUCCAGAAUAUAAAAUAUUUCAUGAAAAAUUACCUAUUGAAUUUCAAAAUGCUAUCAAAACCGAAAAUAUAGAUGAAAUUAAUAAAGAAUUUGCAAAAUUAAAGUUUGAAGAUGCUGAGAAGAUUUUGGAUGUUUUUAAUGAGUGUGGAGUCAUAUCAGUCAGUGGAAUUUUGGAAAAUGAAGAGGAAUUUGAGAAUUUGAGAAAUGAAGAAGCAUCUACUUAA